Molecule: messenger RNA, 696 nt
Organism: Punctularia strigosozonata HHB-11173 SS5
Lineage: Eukaryota; Fungi; Basidiomycota; Agaricomycetes; Corticiales; Punctulariaceae
Exons: 2
Source: RefSeq, a predicted model, not a curated record
GACUGUGCGGCUGACUAUAUUGUUUCCUCAUACAUCCCGUCCAUCACUAUCCAGCGCAAGGCCCAAGAGCAGCUGCAAUUAUCCGUUCACGAACACCACAAAGCCUUACUCGUUGCGGAGUCCAAUGCCCUCGGUUUUGGUGCUUUACCUCACGCUUCCGCUGAGGUGGAGUUAAUUCACAAUGUCUUACCCAAGUCCGUCAGGGUAAUAGACGCCGUUAACGAAGCGGUCGAUAUGGAAGGGACAAUCAAACAGUUCUUCGACGCUUCAAUUGUGCACAUGGCUUGUCAUGGACGGCAGGACAAGGACGACCCUCUCAGUAGUGGUUUUAUACUACGAAAUGGAAUACUCAAGAUUUCUGACCUCAUGGGACUCAAGAUUCCCAAUGCGUCCUUUGCAUACCUAAGCGCUUGCCAGAGCGCUACUGGUGACGAUAUGCUGCCGGAUGAAGGACUGCACCUAGCCGCGGCGAUGAUGUUUGUCGGGUUUCCGAGCGUGAUUGGAACCAUGUGGCCAAUGAAUGACGAAGACGGACCGGUCGUUGCUGAAACCGUGUAUAAGGCGAUGUUCAAGGACGGUUCAGGUACGAUCGACUACGAUGCGAUACCCCGUGCUUUACAUACCGCUGCCCGUCGUUUGCGCGAGGAAGGAGCUCACCCGAGUCGGUGGGCAACUUAUAUUCAUUUGGGGGUUUGA